UAAGUGAUGCAGCUAGCAAGAAUUAACACACUAGUUGCAGCAUUUAGCUGCUACAUUGCUGAAACACAGUCUCGACUACUGUCAUUUACCUUACUAUUAUUAUUGUUAUUAUAAAACUCAACAAAUGCUUUGAUCAAGAACAUGUCGUCCCAGUCUUAAGUGGAGGCAUUAGUAGUAGAGGCAAGCUUAGCUAGCUAGCGUGCAACAACAAGAAGCCGCUGUUAGCCAAGUUAGCUUCAACGGUGCCUCGUUUUCUGAACUUGUUGUUACUUAGCAUCCCGGUGUAAUUUUACGACGUGGGAUCGAUUGGCGUAUAUAUUUAUUGUUAAAUCAUACAAGUAUAAACACGGUGAUGUUUGGUAUGACUGUCUCGCAGUUUAACACUAAGUACAGAGUUAAAGCAAUAUUUAGCGGCCGACCAUGCCAUCUAAUCUCAUCACCAAUCUUAGCUAUGGUUAGCUAACAGUAUCCAACUUAAAUUUGGUUAAUGUAGUUAUGUUGCAUCAUUGAUGUCCACGAUAAAAAAAAACAUUCCCGACGCCAUAAUAAUGCUCUGUCAAUGUACCACGGACUUUGUGACAUUGGACAUAUAAGGGGAUGACGAGAAGUAGGCAUAUGAAGUUUGACUGAGCCUAGGUAAUGUUACAGUUAUAGUGUAAGCAGUUCAGAAUCGGAAUGAGAUUUAUUGCCAGUCAAUUUUCACUUGCGUGGAAUUUGCCUUGGAGUGUUGGAUGCACACAAUAAACCUAUGUAAACGGAAUAAACAAUAGAGCAAAGUACUGCAACAGUUAAGGACAUAAAUAUAGAAUAUAAAUAUUACAAUGCAACUUUAUGUAAAAGACACUAUAAGAAAUAAAUACAUUUUACUCUCAUUUAGCAGUUAGACUAACCGUUAGAAUAUUGCAGCUUUUACUAUAUAAGGGUUUCUCUCUGUCGUUGGGUUUUUAUCCUGAGGAAUAAACAAUCAGUAGUAUAUUUCUCUUGAAUUUAUUAAUUGCUUUAGGGUUUGUUUUCUAUGCUGCUGGAUGGAGCUCUGUUUUCUUUUAAUUUAAUACAUUUUUGCAUGUAGGUUCAGGCUAUUUCCAGGAGAAUGGGUGGCUUCAGCAGAGUUAGAUUGCCAGCUUGCUUGAUUCCUUCUGUGUGCAUAUUGAUAAGAGUUUGGAAAAGUCGCCCUUGAUUGUGGACGAUGGUGUUGUGGAAGCGAUAAGAGAGCAAGACAUACUGAAACGAAGCAAGUAUUUGCAAUGGAAAUUCACCGAGAUGCAAGAGGGACCCCGUUCCUCUGGAUCAACCGGCUCUGACCCCCCUGUUGUAGACCCGCCAUCCUCCCCAGUGCCAGAAUAUGUGUUCAAGCCACCAUCACGGCCAGACUUUGGCACCAUGGGCAGGACAAUCAAGCUCCAGGCCAACUUCUUCGAGAUGGAAAUCCCCAAACUGGAGGUCUACCAUUAUGACAUUGACAUCAAGCCUGAGAAAUGCCCCAGGAGGGUCAACCGUGAAAUUGUGGAGCACAUGGUCCAGCACUUUAAAACACAAAUCUUUGGUGAUCGAAAGCCAGUAUAUGACGGGAGGAAGAAUCUCUACACUGCCAUGCCCUUGCCCAUAGGCAGAGACAAAGUGGAGCUUGAAGUAACCAUUCCUGGUGAAGGCAAGGACCGCAGCUUCAAAGUUUCCAUCAAGUGGAUGUCCUGCGUUAGCCUGCAAGCGCUCCAUGAGGCACUAUCAGGGCGGCUACCCAGCGUCCCCUUUGAGACUGUCCAAGCCUUGGAUGUGGUCAUGAGACAUUUGCCCUCUAUGAGGUAUACCCCGGUGGGCCGCUCUUUCUUCACUCCCUCAGAGGGAUGUUCGAACCCCCUCGGUGGUGGCAGAGAGGUGUGGUUUGGCUUUCACCAGUCUGUCAGGCCUUCCCUUUGGAAAAUGAUGCUCAACAUUGAUGUUUCUGCCACUGCAUUCUACAAAGCCCAGCCCGUAAUUGAGUUCAUGUGUGAGGUCUUAGAUUUCAAAAGCAUUGAAGAACAACAGAAGCCCUUAACAGACUCUCAACGAGUGAAAUUUACAAAGGAAAUCAAAGGCCUGAAGGUGGAGAUCACUCACUGUGGGCAGAUGAAGAGGAAGUACAGAGUGUGCAACGUGACCAGAAGACCAGCCAGCCACCAAACGUUCCCCCUGCAGCAGGAGAACGGCCAAACUAUUGAAUGCACAGUAGCACAGUACUUCAAAGACAAGUACAAGCUCAUUCUGAGAUACCCUCACCUUCCGUGUCUACAGGUGGGACAGGAGCAGAAGCACACCUACCUCCCUCUAGAGGUGUGUAACAUAGUGGCAGGACAGCGCUGCAUAAAAAAGCUGACAGACAAUCAGACCUCCACUAUGAUUCGUGCCACAGCCCGAUCAGCUCCAGACCGCCAGGACGAGAUUAGUAAAUUGAUGAGAAGUGCCAAUUUCAACACUGACCCUUACGUUCGUGAAUUUGGAGUGAUGGUGAGGGAUGAGAUGACAGAAGUGAAUGGCCGUGUCCUUCAAGCACCUUCCAUUCUGUAUGGAGGCAGGAACAAAGCAAUAGCCACACCAAUCCAGGGAGUAUGGGACAUGAGGAACAAACAGUUCCACACUGGCAUUGAGAUCAAAGUGUGGGCCAUCGCCUGCUUUGCACCACAGAGGCAGUGCACUGAACUCCUGCUUAAAGCAUUCACAGAUCAGCUGAGGAAGAUCUCUAGGGAUGCAGGCAUGCCCAUCCAGGGUCAGCCUUGCUUCUGUAAGUACGCCCAGGGAGCGGACAGCGUGGAGCCCAUGUUCAGGCACCUCAAGUACACCUACCAGGGCCUCCAGUUGGUGGUCGUCAUCCUACCGGGGAAGACGCCCGUCUACGCUGAGGUAAAACGUGUUGGGGACACGGUACUUGGCAUGGCCACACAGUGUGUGCAGGUGAAGAAUGUUCAAAAGACAACGCCUCAGACCCUCUCCAACCUCUGUCUGAAGAUCAAUGUCAAGCUGGGCGGUGUCAAUAACAUCCUCCUCCCGCAGGGCAGGCCAUUGGUUUUCCAGCAGCCAGUGAUCUUCCUUGGUGCAGAUGUGACUCAUCCGCCUGCAGGAGAUGGAAAAAAGCCUUCCAUCGCUGCUGUCGUUGGUAGUAUGGAUGCCCAUCCCAGCAGAUACUGUGCCACAGUGCGGGUGCAGCAGCACCGUCAGGACAUCAUCCAGGACUUGGCCACCAUGGUGAGGGAGCUGCUUAUCCAAUUCUACAAGUCCACCCGCUUCAAGCCCACCAGAAUCAUCUACUACCGCGAUGGCAUAUCUGAGGGCCAAUUCAACCAGAUGCAGGUCCUUCAGCAUGAACUGCUGGCGAUCCGCGAGGCCUGCAUAAAACUAGAGAAGGACUACCAGCCUGGUAUUACUUUUGUUGUCGUGCAGAAGAGACACCACACGAGACUGUUCUGUAUGGACAGAAACGAGAGGGUUGGGAAGAGUGGCAACAUUCCAGCAGGCACCACAGUGGACACCAAAAUCACUCACCCAUCAGAAUUUGACUUCUACCUUUGCAGUCACGCUGGCAUUCAGGGUACCAGCAGGCCGUCUCAUUACCAUGUGCUCUGGGACGACAACCACUUCUCUUCAGAUGAACUGCAGGUCCUAACAUACCAGCUAUGCCACACCUAUGUACGCUGCACCCGAUCAGUUUCCAUCCCAGCACCAGCUUACUAUGCCCAUUUGGUGGCAUUCCGGGCUCGCUAUCAUUUGGUGGACAAAGAGCACGACAGUGCCGAGGGCAGUCAUACAUCAGGCCAGAGUAAUGGGCGUGACCAACAGGCCUUGGCCAAGGCCGUUCAGAUCCACCAGGACACCCUGCGCACCAUGUACUUUGCCUGAGAGCACACAACCCCAGGUUGCCAUGGGUGAGAGACCCCACUGACGGAACACACUACCCCUCGCUGUCUUACUGUCAGCUGUGGAUAGCAUCACAGUGGUUUCACAUAGUGAUCUCCCUACCUAACAUACCUGUCCAGUUACCCAUAUGUCUUCAAUUGUACUUCAGCCCCUUACCCACCCAAAUCAAGCCAGCUAUUAGACUGUAAGAUGCAAAGGCAUCCCUCUUUCUUGGGGUUUGAGCGGGAAGAGGUUUUAUUUACAUCUCGUGCAUUAGUGUGUGUUUGUAUUUGUUGUAGGGAAAUAUGUUUCAAAGUAUGAAAGGAAAAGGAAAAGUUUGUACACUGAUAGAAGAAAUCUACAAUUUCUAAACUAGUGGGCAGUAUCAUUAUACAUUGGGGUGAUUUAUAAUUUAGAAGAAGCCGUUUACCCUCCUCCCUGUUUUUUAUUGUAUGUUAGGGUCUUGGUGCUUGAAGGGAGAAGGAUCACAUUCAUCAAAAUAUAAGGGGGCCUGUUCACUGUUUAUAUGCCUAAAGAUUUGCUCCUCUGACAAACAUUAUUUAUCAGCCAAUCAAAGCAAAGUGCACUGACCAAAAUGGGUACUUCAAUCAGGAAUUUGAGGGUUGUGUGAUUCACAUAGGGCACUAUGUGAUGAAAAGUGCCAUUUGAGACCUUUCUGUUGUCAUUUCUGUGUAAAACUAUGAAUUAUUAGUCCCACGUCUGCUGGGUUUUCAGUAUUUGUCCUUGAUUGACACUGAUGACCAUUUUAUGCCAAAUCUGGUGACAAAUUACCAAAGGAUUCUUUGCAUCAGAUUUGUUAUCAACCCUUGAACCAACACUUAGUUUAUUCUGGAUGAGGGCUUUUAGUGUUCAGAUAGAGAUUGAAACAACAGCAGCUGUAUCCUCCUUUGCCUCUCGUGUUACCCUAUUCCCAUGCUAAGACGUGGUGUAUUGGGACCGGUUCCCAACAAGGACACCUUUCUAAUGUAGUCUGAGCCGUGUUGAUAAAAGAUCAACAUAGAGGGGAACAUGACAAAAUCCUUUUUUUUUUUUUUUUUUGUUCCCGUUGGUUUUUAUAGUCUAAUUUAAUUUGAAUCAGUUUUGUAAUGAAUAUGCAUGUAGCUGACUCAUGUUUAGACACUUAGGCAUUUGUGAUAAUUGUUUAUUUCUUCCUUUUUAAACAUUAACCCUACUUCUAUGUUUUAAUGUAAAUAGCAGCAGGAUAGUGUUUUCUGCGGUGUCUUUGUCAGAGCGGGAUAUUUGUGUGGCGUCUCGAUAUCCAGCCAUUCGGUACAGUGGAGUGAAAGCUGCAACAUUUUAGAGUUUGACUGAUUUGAAAUUCCCUAAAAAAAAAUAUAUAUAUAUAUAUAGUGUUUGCUCUAUGAAUUGGGAGCAGUCGUUGCACAAACGCUUGAGUUUUAUGCAAAUUACUUUUUGUGAGUCUUUAUACUAUAUAAUAAUGUUGGUAAUAAGGUAUAUUUUGAAUAAGCUUUCAGUGGAGGCUGCUGAAAAUAUAAACAUUUUUUUAAAUGACUGGCCCACAUGUAGUCUAAAUUAACACUGUCUAUUUGUAUACAGAUUUUAAAUGCAAUUAUUCUCUUGCCUUCUAAGACUUAAAGUCUUACUACAAAUAAUUCUAGACAUUUCCUAACAUCCCAUCUAAGUUCUACUACUAAGUUAAGCUGGUGAAUGUUCUUAUAGUCUUGAUUGGAGGCGAGUAGUGAAUAUUUUCUAACUAUGCAUCAUUUUUAACCUAGAGAUUUAGCAGUGGGGCAUCUCACAUACAUUUGGUCAUUUAUAGAGGUAGAUAAUCAGGGCUUUUUGUUGUUGUUUUUUUAGCAUGUUGCAUUUAGUAGUGUUUCUUAGUGCUUAUCAGCGUCUUCAUGCCUUUCUAAUGGGAUGAAGCAUUUGUGGUCAUUUGUAACAUUGUAGAUUUUAUAGCCUGAAAAUUCGAUGUAUCCUUGUAACACAAUAUUUCUUAGCCAAACAAGAUUACUGACUUUUACAUGAUUAGUAUUCAAAACACAUGGAAGCACAAAAGGACAUCCUGAUUCUAGGUGCUAGAAGUUUUCACUGUAAACCACCUUAAAUCCUCACUGGACUGGUCAAUGAGGCUUUUUAACUUGUAUGCUAAAAAAAAAAAAAAAAAAGAUCCUUCGUCAUUUUGAGGAUCUUUUCUCUCCCUUCGACGACCUCUCUGCGUUACCCUUUUUAGCCAUUAUCUGUAAAGCAACUAGAAAUCCGACUGACUGUGUUUGUGGGGCAUUCUGAAAAUCAUGUACUUGAUAUUUACUGUUAAGAUGUCAAUAUUGUUCCUAUCGGUGCUGGUCUCACAACAUGUAAAUUUGGAUGCACUUUUGAUAGCAGAACGUUGGUAUGACUUCAGAUGUUUGUUCCUCAAUCGAAGCAGGAGGCUCGGCCAUAUUGCGUGACACUGGUGUAAUUGUAUGGAAAUGGCUGUGUGUUCUACCUCUUGUUACCUGUUUAAGUGUUAUGGUAACAUCACACUGCUGGCCAUUUCUGUAUAAUUACCCCUGCUAUCUAUCUAAUUGGCAUUGUUUGAGUCUUGCAUUGACAGUAGAGGUUUUUAAACGCUUAGUGUGCAUGAUGGUGAAAGCGCUUUCUCAGUUUAUGUUGUGAUAUUUUAUUUCAUAUUUUACUCAAACUGAUAAGAGAGAAUGUGUUUUUUUUUCUUUUUUUCUUUUAGGGGUUUUGAGCAUUGAGCUGUAUGACCAAAUCCUUGAAGUGUGUUUGUUUUCACACACAGCUUUCCCUUCUUUCUUUCCUUUUUAUUCUAUGCACCAGUGAAAUGACAGACUUUUCACACCGUGAUUUUUCCACCUCAGCAGUAUAACAACAAAUGCAAAGCCCACAUCAGCUAUGAUCAUUGCAUAUCCUGGAGUUGGAGAAAUUGUAAACGCACCCUAGUGGUGCUGUUAGACUGUUAGAGUUGCUUGCAAACCUAAAACAAUAGAAAGCGUACCUCAUCAGCCUGAAAAAAAGUCGCGCACGUAUUGAAAUCCAUGUGAGAAUGUUUUGUACGGUGUGUGUGAUUCAGGAAGUCCUUUGAUCAAUUACAUUUUAUCAGUUAAAUUUCAUCACAGAACAUUAUGUAAUUUGUCAUCAAAUGCCAUAAUUCAUUGACAUUUUUUAUUCAAGUACAAGUGUGAUCUUCCAUUGGGUUUUAUGGAGACUGAUGUCAGGUGGAACCCCAUUGUUUGGAAAUUUGAGUGUCAUAUUGUCUGGAAAGUGGGACGUGUCUAAAUGAUAGCGUGCUGAAAUUCAGAACAUUAAAGCGUGAUUUAUGGUUCUGCGUUGGCUCCACGCAGAGCUUUCGCUGUAGCCUACGUAAGUGGUCUGAAGUUCGUGUGCGUGUGUGCGUGUGUGCGUGUGUGCGUGUGUGUGUGUGUGUGUGUGGAAGAGCGAGUGAGAAGUGAGAGAGUGAAGGUGAUUAGCUUCAGAGCAAGUACAGACUCUAGAGUCAUGAUGAGAGUAACAAAGUGUCUCCCCUGUGCUUUCUGACCACGGUGGGAAAUCUAUGGCAGGAAAAGUUAACCCUCUCCUUGAUUUCACGUUGUUUACGGAGAAGGAGAACCAGGAAAUUAGUAGGGGGAAAUGCAGCACUGCCAAGACACGACGUGCGUCGCCCGCAAUGUGUUAAAUUUUUCGAGAUGUGCACAUCAGGCGACGGCGUAGAGUCCGACGUACCUACGUACGUAAGUAUAAAUCAUGCUUAGGUUGUGUUUUGGGGGAGAUGGCUUUGUGCUUGUUGUUACUGCUCCUUUCGUGUUUUACAUGACCUAUACCAGCACCUUAAAAUAGCAGAUCAGAACGACAUUGCUUUUCCUGUAGAUAAAACUCAAACAUUUGACAAUGUUAUUUUUGCACUAAACAAGAAUGGGCUUUUGUAGCUGUUGCAGCAUUAAGAGCAUUUAUCAGAUGGCAGACUGGCAGUUUCUUUUUUUUUUUCUUUUAGAAAGGAGCAGUUGGCAUUCGUGGAUUUCAAAAAUACAAGAGAGCACAGCCAACAGGCUUAAGAGCCUCUGUGUUCGGCACUUGCCAUUCAGAAAGCCGCGCCUGCCGAUCAAGAGGGAGUCUACCCAGCUAACCAGCAUUCAGCAUGUCGUCCUUGUGAAAUAUCCUAAUGCCUUUUUUAAAUGUUAACGAAAGAGUGAAACUUGUAGUUGCGUAGGUGGAUUGCCUUUGUACAGUGAUGGGGAGAACGGUGCUUUAUGCAAAACAAACUGACAGGUGUUGAAAAGAGCUGAUUAGCUUUCGACAAUAAGAUUUCUGUAGAGGCGUGGAUGCCAAAGUGUUGUGUGAGGAUGAAGUGUCCCGGAAGGUUUGACGGUCACAGUCCCUGUUCAAGAUGUGCAUAGAAAAUGAAUGCUAAUGAAUCCUUUAUGUGUCAGACACCCACAUAGACUAUAGGCUACAUAUCAAGAUUCAGAAAAUGUUUUUCCUUUUUACCUGAAUCUGCAGGAUCAUGAUGAGCUAAAUCAAGAAUGGGUAUGGAACAAAUUAAUAAACACACCAGCCUGGAUGGCUGGCUUAGUUAGGCAUUCAAAACCCCUGCAGUGGUAACUCUAAUGACAUGACUUCAUCCCACUUUGGCUGGUUUUUUUUCGUAUCUUUUCGAGUGUCCAAAACUAGGACAAAGCAGGUUGUUGAAAUGGUUUGUAAACUAAAUGGCAUAUCAUAAGCUAAUUUAAUUGAUUCAGUAAUAUUAUUUUCUCGAUACCAGGUUUUUUUUUCUUUCUUUUGUAAGUAUGUUUAAAUGUAGGGUUGAAAGAGGUUGAGAUCAAAUUCCUCCAAGUGUAACGAUCUGCCUGUUUACAUUUUUUGGCUUUUGAAUGAUCUUGGAAUAAAAUAAAGCCCGACUUCCAAUGAAGCAACAACCUAUACAUCAGUUUAUUUUAAAACAUGACCCACUGUAUAGUAAUGUCUCACCUCCCUGCCUCUCAUCCGUCUCUUGUAGAGAAACUAUUACUGACAUAAAGAAAUCUCUUGUAGAGUAGAACCUAUUUUCCUAGCUCCAAAUAAUAACAAUGAAUGUACUUAAAGUAGAGCCUGCAUGGUUUGUAAUAUUGUAUAGGCUAUCCAUCCAGUACAUUUAUACUCAUGUUUGCUUCUUGUGUACAGCCUUUUCUUUUUCUUUUUUUGGUGUUUUUCUCUUUAUUUAUAGGCUUUAAUAAUUGCAGAAAGUACUCCCGUUUUGUUCUUUAAUGCUCCAUUGAUUUGGAUAUCGCCCACAUCACAGCUGAUAUCAUUAAUCUUUUCACUGAUUAACAGAAGGUAUACAAGUCUACAAUUGAGAUGUCUUUCUCUGGAUGUUUGCUACUGUAGUUUUAGGAGACAAACGUUUCUCACUGUUGCAAAGAGUAGUCGUCUUUCUGUUUCUGGCGUCAUGCUUGUGUGAGGUGCUUUAACAUACGAGUGUGUGUGUAUAUAUGAUGGUUGCUUUGGUGUGUGUGAUCUCGUUUGCUGUUGGAUUUAUUUUUGGCUUUUGCUUAAGCCCUCCGGUCUGAUAUUCCUGUCCUGUAAAAUCCUCACCACAGUUCAGCCCACUAACUCAGUAGUGCAGUCAGUGCCACUUGAAAGCAAGAAGCUAAGGUUUGUGUUUGAGUGUUGCUUGUGUUUUUACUUUUGUUGAUUGUAUUGCUACACCGCUUUUUUCCCCCCAGAUUUUAACUAGUACACUUUAUGAUUUACAUGGCACUCUGCAGGCUUCAGCAAGCAUGGUUUUCUUCUUCCUAUUCCUAGAUAAACCUCUCUGAAGCCUCAUUUUUUCCUUGAUCAUGCUAAUGUCCACCCAAUUACCUGUAGCCAUGUGACACUGGUGCGGUGUCCUCAAGGUCUUUGCAUUUAAAGUUUGCCUAUGUUAUUGUUUUUAGCUACAAGUCUGAAUUAUUGAGUACAAAUUUGAAUGGGGGAGUGGACCUGAGGAAAGUACCGUUACGCUCACGUCCACUGGAUGCAGCUACGUCGCAUUUUGGUUGUCAUGUCCGGUAUUAAUCUCAGUUUCAAUGUUUUCCUCUUAAUGCCACUAGCAGGUCAAAGUUUUCACUCAUCCACUAACCGAUCUCAGCAUCUACUUCAUGGGUUGGACCAAAAAACAUACAAACAUUGUUCCCAGACAAGGAUUUUGGUGUGACCUCAACUUUUCAUCUCGGAUCAAAACUUAAAUUUGUCCAAUACUGUGGUUUAUGACCAAAUACAUGCAAAACUGACUUUCCCGUCAGCCUCAGCUGUACUUUAUAUAAAUUUCUAAUUGUCAAUACCGGAUAUGAUGUCCCAGGUAUUAUAUUUGCCAGUAAAUACAGCCAUGUAUAGUGAGAAUAGGAACCGAUGAUCUCUGGCAGACGCAGCUGAGCCACAAUGUGUUGGAACUGCGUCCGGUGGACGUUUGGCUUUCGGCUUGGGGGCUGUAGGAAAUCUGACCUUGACUGAGUAGAGCCGUUACCGAGCUUCUCCAAUCCAAUGCCAUCCAGCUGAUCUACGUGUAUCCAAUCAUGUAUGACUCAUAUGGGUAUUUUUGUAUUUUCAAAGCAUUUCUAGUCUUCAUAAUGACUUGGCUUUUUAUUUACCAACUUGGAAAAAAACUACCUCAGAGCAGUGUCAGGUGCUAGGUAAUAGUAGCCCUCAUUUAUAAUAAUGGUAACAAAAUCAAAAAUUGUUGUGACCAAACCAAUACACAAGCCAAUAUCGUGUGAGAGCACUGUUCUUUUCUUGAACCUUAAUAAAUGGAAAACCAAGUAAUCAUGUAUGACUGGUUGCUUACAUGUUAGGGGACCAAAUUUUUGUAAUUGGGAGUCUCAUUGUUUCAUACGAGUCCUUUUUUUUAUUUUUCAAAAGAUGGCGACAAAAACAACCCAGCACAACCUAGGACUCCUUCAUGUGGUGAAAUUCAUGACUGGAUCAUUUGUUGACAAAUGUGCCAUCAUAAAGUAAUUGCUAUUCACUUUGACAAUGUGUUGCCAGUAAAAUGUUGGCGAUAUUGAGGUAUGUUUGUAGCGGCAUUGAAGGUUUGUUGGUACAGCAAUAAUGUCGGUGUGUGGGCUGUGGGUCGUGGUAAUUAGUUUGUCUUUACGCCAGUCUGUCCUCUUUACGCAGGUCAAGACGAGGCUCAAUACACAUUUUGGACUUUUAGUUAGCAGGACAAUACUUUGCAAAUGUGUAGAUUCAUUUGUGUCAAUAUUUGGAACCAGCCUUUUCAGUUUUUGUUUUAACAGAAUGUUGAAAUGUUAAGGUUUCAUACUGGAUAGAGCCACUCCACGUGAUCAAAUGCUUACAUUUCUCUGCCGUGUUAACCCAGUACUGCAAUAAAAUCAGGGUGGAUGUCCCUGUCUCCUACUCA
This is a messenger RNA of Perca fluviatilis (European perch), 11221 nucleotides long. It is a transcript of the gene ago2, whose product is annotated as argonaute RISC catalytic component 2. NCBI's taxonomy places the organism in Eukaryota, Metazoa, Chordata, Actinopteri, Perciformes, Percidae. Gene Ontology annotation, molecular function: endoribonuclease activity, cleaving siRNA-paired mRNA; RNA binding; protein binding. The transcript is spliced from 20 exons. Gene Ontology annotation, cellular component: RISC complex. The record is from RefSeq and is a predicted model, not a curated record. Bases 1261 to 3867 code for a protein of 868 amino acids. Gene Ontology annotation, biological process: regulatory ncRNA-mediated gene silencing; regulation of DNA-templated transcription.